Cyclopterus lumpus (lumpfish) is the source of this 6141-nucleotide messenger RNA. It is a transcript of the gene dock3, whose product is annotated as dedicator of cytokinesis 3. Gene Ontology annotation, biological process: small GTPase-mediated signal transduction. Gene Ontology annotation, molecular function: small GTPase binding; guanyl-nucleotide exchange factor activity. Gene Ontology annotation, cellular component: cytoplasm; plasma membrane. Lineage: Eukaryota; Metazoa; Chordata; Actinopteri; Perciformes; Cyclopteridae. The record is from RefSeq and is a predicted model, not a curated record.
AUGUGGACGCCGACGGAGGACGAGAAGAUCGGAGUGGUGAUCUGCUCCUUCAGGGGCUCCGUGUCUCAGGCUCUGGCUCUGGAGGUCGGAGAGACGGUCCAGAUCCUGGAGAAGUGUGAAGGCUGGUACCGAGGGUUCUCCACCAGGAAGCCACAUGUCAAGGGGGUUUUCCCAGCCAGCUACAUCCACUUGAAGAAAGCCUCCGUCACCAACAGAGGGCCCCAGGAGACCGUGUCUCCUCUGGAGGACCCCACGGUGACGGAGGUGACGUCCACGCUGCAGGAGUGGGCGUUGCUGUGGAAGCAGCUGUACGUGAAACACAAGGUGGAUCUGUUCUACAAAGUGCGUCAUGUGAUGAUGGAGCUGAUCGACCUGAGGAGGCAGCUGCUGUCAGGUCACCUGACCCAGGACCAGAACCGGGACGUCAAGAGACACGUCACCGUGAGGCUGGACUGGGGCAACGAACACCUGGGUCUGGACCUGGUCCCCAGGAAGGAGUUUGAGAUGGUCGAUGAAGACCAGAUCAGCGUGUCAGAUCUCUAUAAGAUGCACCUGUCCAGCAGACACAGUGUUCAGCUGAGUACUACACAGGGUGACGGGACCCGCCAGAGACCCGGGGAGCCGGGUCGAGGUCCAGUACCACACCACCUGCUGGUCAACCUGAAGAGCUUCACCUACAACAGCAUCGGGGAGGACACGGACAUCCUGUUCUCUCUGUACGACCUGAGGGAGGGCAAGACCAUCAGUGAGAAGUUCAUAGUGCGCCUGAACAAGAACGGAGCGCCGAAGAACCCAGAGAAGGUGGACAGGCUGUGUGCGCUCUUUACGGACCUGAGCAACAAAGACAUGAAGAGAGACCUCUACAUCGUCUCCCAGGUCAUCAGAACAGGCCGCAUGCUGCUGAACGACAGUAAGAAGGGUCCUCCUCACGUCUCGUACCGCCGGCCGUACGGAUGUGCCGUCCUCGCCAUGAGCGACGUGCUGCAGACCAUCUCAGAGCUGAAGGAGGAGAAGGACUUCGUGCUGAAGGUCUACACCUGCAACAACGAGAACGAAUGGUACCAGAUCCACGAGAACAUCAUCCGCAAGUCCAGCACCAAAUACACCGCUCCCAGCACCAACUACGGCCUCAUCAUCUCCCUCCAGCUCUUGAGAGGUGACCUCCAGCAGCUCCGCAGAGAGAACCCUCUCAUCUUCAGCAGAGGGGCGGCUAUGACGCGUAAGCUGGGCUUCCCCGACGUCAUCAUGCCAGGUGACGUCCGUAACGACCUGUACCUGACUCUGGAGCGAGGGGACUUCGAGAGAGGAGGGAAGAGCGUUCAGAAGAACAUCGAAGUCACCGUUUACGUCCUGUACGCCGACGGAGAGAUCCUCAAGGACUGCAUCAGUCUGGGUUCAGGUGAGCCCCACCUGCCGGAACACCGCUCCUUCGUGCUCUACCACAACAACAGCCCUCGAUGGAGCGAAGUCAUCAAACUGCCGAUUCCCAUCGACCGCUUCCGAGGGUCCCACCUCCGCUUCGAGUUCAGACACUGCUCCACGAAGGACAAAGGAGAGAAGAAGCUGUUUGGCUUCUCCUUCACUCCUCUGAUGAGGGAGGAUGGAACCACUCUUUCUGACGAGAGCCACGAACUCUACGUUUACAAGUGCGAUGAGAACACCACCUUCAGUAACCACGCCCUGUACCUGGGCCUGCCCUGCUGCAAAGAGGACUUCAACAGCUGCCCCAGCAUCCCCUCCAGCCUCAUCUUCCAGCGCAGCGCCAAGGAGAACUUCUGGAUCUGCACUCAGCUCUCCUCCACCAAGCUCACCCAGAAUGUGGACCUCCUGGCUCUGCUGAAGUGGAAGGCCCACCCGGACCGGGUCAUGGACAUCCUGGGCCGGCUGCGACACGUCAGCGGAGAGGAGAUAGUCAAGUUUCUCCAAGACAUUCUGGACACAUUAUUCGCCAUCCUGGAUGACAACACAGACAAAUAUGGACCUCUGGUGUUCCAGAGUCUGGUGUUUAUUAUAAACCUCCUCAGGGACAGUAAAUAUUACCACUUCAGGCCGGUGAUGGACACGUACAUCCAGAAGCACUUUGCGGGCGCGCUGGCUUACAAGGAGCUGAUCCGCUGUCUGAAGUGGUACAUGGACCGCUCCGCCGAGGCGGUCCGGCAGGACCACAUCCAGGAGGCCAUGCGGGCCUUGGAGUACCUGUUCAAGUUCAUCAUCCAGUCCCGGAUCCUUUACUCUCGGGCCACUUGCGGUCUGGAGGAGGAUCAGUUCCGCACCAGCGUCCAAGAACUGUUCCAGUCGAUCCGCUUCGUGCUGAGCCUGGACAGCCGCAACUCAGAGACGCUCAUCUUCACACAGGCCGCUCUGCUGAACUCGUUCCCGGCGAUCUUCGACGAGCUGCUGCAGAUGUUCACGGUGCAGGAAGUGGCCGAGUUCGUGCGCGGCACUCUGGGCAGCAUGCCGUCCACGGUGCACAUCGGGCAGUCCAUGGACGUGGUCAAGCUGCAGUCCAUCGCCCGGACCGUGGACAGCAGGCUCUUCUCCUUCCCAGAGUCUCGAAGGAUCCUGCUUCCUGUGGUCCUGCAUCACAUUCAUCUCCAUCUGAGGCAGCAGAAAGAGCUGCUCAUCUGCUCGGGAAUCCUCAGCUCCAUAUUCUCUAUUAUCAAGAGCAGCUCACUGGACACGUCGGUGCAGGAGGAGGUGGAGAUGAUGGUGGAGUCCCUGCUGGACGUCCUCCUGCAGAGCCUGCUGUCCAUCAUGAGCAAGAGCCAAUCGCAGGAGGCGGUAAGGGGUCAACGCUGUCCGCAGUGCACCGCGGAGAUCACUGGAGAGUACGUGUCCUGCCUCCUGUCACUCCUCCGCCAGAUGACGGACAUCCACUUCCAGCGCCUGAUGGAAAACUUUCAAAGCAAAGAGGAGAUCAAGGAGUUCUUGUUGAAGAUUUUGUGUGUGUUCAGGAAUCUGAUGAAGCUCAGUAUUUUCCCUCGGGACUGGAACGUCAUGAGGCUUCUCACCAGCAACAUCAUCUUGACCACGGCUCAGUACUUGUCUCCUGCUCUGCACAAGAACUUCACUGAAGCGGAGUUCGACUUCAAGGUGUGGAACUCCUACUUCAGUCUGGCCGUGCUGUACAUCAACCAGCCCAGUUUACAGCUGGAAAGCCUGAGUCCUGCCAAGAGGAAGACGGUCUUAGACAAGUACGGAGACAUGAGGGUGAUGAUGACCUACGAGCUGUUCGGCAUGUGGCAGAACCUCGGUGAGAAUAAGAUCCAUUUCAUCCCCGGUAUGAUCGGCCCGUUCCUCGGCGUGACGCUAGUUCCUCAGGUGGAGGUACGAAACAUCAUGAUCCCCAUCUUCCACGACAUGAUGGACUGGGAGCAGCGCAAGAACGGGAACUUCAAACAGGUGGAGGCGGAGCUAAUCGACAAGCUGGACAGUUUGGUGUCCGAGGGGAAAGGUGACGAGAACUACAGGGAGCUCUUCGGUUUGCUAACCCAGCUGUUUGGGCCCUACCCGAGUUUGUUGGAGAAGAUCGAGCAGGAGACGUGGAGGGAGACGGGGAUCUCCUUCGUCACCUCCGUCACACGCCUGAUGGAGCGACUGCUGGACUACCGGGACUGCAUGAAGGGAGACGAGACGGAGAACAAGAAGAUCGGCUGCACUGUGAACCUGCUGAAUUUCUACAAGUCGGAGAUCAACAAAGAGGAAAUGUACAUCCGCUACAUCCAUAAGCUGUGUGACAUGCACCUGCAGGCAGAGAACUACACCGAGGCGGCGUUCACGCUGCUGUUGUACUGGGAGCUGCUCCACUGGGAGGAGAACCUCCUGAAGGAGUUCCUGCACUACUCCGCUCAGACCGAGUGGCACCGGAAGGAGGGGCUCUGUCGCAAGGUCAUCCACUACUUCAACAAGGGCAAGUGCUGGGAGUUUGGCAUCCCUCUCUGCAGGGAACUGGCCUUCCAGUAUGAAUCUCUCUACGACUACCAGAGCCUCAGCUGGAUCCGGAAAAUGGAGGCGGCGUACUACGACAACAUCAUGGAGCAGCAGCGUCUGGAACCGGAGUUCUUCAGGGUCGGAUUCUACGGCAGGAAAUUCCCGUUCUUCCUCAGAAACAAAGAGUUUGUCUGCCGUGGCCAUGACUACGAAAGGCUUGAGGCCUUCCAGCAAAGGAUGCUGGGAGAAUUCCCACAAGCCAUUGCGAUGCAGCACCCCAAUCAGCCCGACGAGGCCAUCCUGCAGUGUGACGCCCAGUACCUGCAGAUCUACGCGGUGACUCCAGUGCCGGACAGCGUCGGCGUCCUGCAGAUGGACCGAGUCCCGGAUCGCAUCAAGAGCUUCUACCGGGUCAACAACGUCCGGCGGUUCCGAUACGACCGGCCCUUCCACAAGGGGCCCAAAGACAGAGACAACGAGUUCAAGAGUCUUUGGAUCGAGAGGACGACGCUCAUCCUCUCUCACCCUCUGCCGGGCAUCUCCCGCUGGUUCGAGGUGGAGAAGAGGGAGCUGGUGGAGGUGAGUCCGCUGGAGAACGCCGUCUCUGUGGUGGAGAACAAGAACCAGGAGCUGCGGACCCUGAUCAGCCAGUACCAACACAAGCAGCUGCACGGCAACAUCAACCUGCUCAGCAUGACGCUGAACGGGGUCAUCGACGCCGCCGUCAACGGGGGCAUCGCCAGAUACCAAGAGGCGUUCUUCGAUAAAGAUUACAUCACCAGCCACCCGGAGGACACGGAGAAGAUCACACAGCUCAAAGACCUGAUGCAGGAGCAGGUCCACGUCCUCGGAGUCGGCCUGGCCGUGCACGAGAAGCUGGUGCACCCAGAAAUGCGUCCCCUGCACAAGAAGCUGAUCGAUCAGUUCCAGAUGAUGCGGAGCAGCCUCUGCCACGGUCUUCCUGGUUUAGAGAAGUCUGGUCCAGGACCCAACAGAGGGAUCCUGACCUCUCACGGCCCCAUGAGCCCCGAGAGCUUCAAGCUGCUGCACCGCCACAGCCCCAUAGCUGUGUUGACUCCAGUGCGCUCCUCCUCCUCUCUCUCCUCUCAUACCUCCAGUGAGGUGGGCGGCGGCCUGUUGCUCUUGGCGGACGGCGUGGUGGUCGAGCAUCCCGAGGACUUCUACCGCAUGCAGCAGUGGCGUUUCCUCACGCAGGCGAGCCCCUCCUCCUCCAGCCUUAGCUCCACCCACUCGGCGCCCUCUCAGAUGAUGAACUCCGCCCCCUCCACCAUCAGAGUCGGUUCCCCGUCGCUGCCGCUGCCGGACAAAUACAGACACAACCGAGAGCUGCUGAUGCUGCUGCCGCCGCACCGUGAGCGGCCGAGCAGCGCCAUGUACACCAACAUCAGCGACAACGGGCAGCCCACCCACUUCCAGCGGGCGCUGCUCCACCAGGUGAUUGGUCCGUGUAAACCCUGCAGUGACCCCAACCUGUCUGUGGCGGAGAAAGGACAACACCUGUCGAUGCACUUUGAUGCUUUCCACCACCAGCUCAGCGACCUCCCUCCAGCUCUCCCUGCGCGCUCCUUAAGAAAGUCUCCCCUGCACCCUAUACCUGCCUCGCCCACCAGUCCUCAGUCCGUCCUGGAUGGCAGUAGCUCCACCCUGUCGGGCAGCGCCAGCUCCGGAGUCUCCUCCCUCGGCGAGAGCACCUUCGGCAGCGCCACCUCCUCCGCCGACCCCCCUGCCAGCCGCACGGACACCCUGGAGUCCGUACCUGGCGGCCAGGCCUGGACCGUGGACCAGGAGGACCCGGACUCGCCCUACCAGCCCGUUAGGUACAGCGUCUCUGAGCCUGAAGUCCUAGACGGAGUCAAACCCCCGCCCUGCCGCAGCCACUCCGCCCCGGGGGGCGUUGCCUCGGCCCAGGCCGGGGGCCAAAUCCAGCCCCAGGCUCCGAGUUUGACCUCCCUCGGAGCGCCGCACCACCUGCAGGAUGGGUCGCAGCACCUCUACCACCACCACCACCACUUCCACCCGCACUACCUCCCUCACCACCCGCCCCUCUACCACCUCCACGAGCCCCCUCCGGCCCUGCCCCCCAAGCCCUACCUCAGAGAGGGGUGCAUCCCCGAGGAGGACCCCCUGAACACCAGUCUGCCGCCCCCCCCGGGCCGCGGCCCAUGCCGCGCAAGGUCUCUCAGCCCAUAA